This is a messenger RNA of Aspergillus steynii IBT 23096, 1487 nucleotides long. Its product is annotated as putative nucleolar protein Jip5. The record is from RefSeq and is a predicted model, not a curated record. Lineage: Eukaryota; Fungi; Ascomycota; Eurotiomycetes; Eurotiales; Aspergillaceae. The transcript has 2 exons. Gene Ontology annotation, molecular function: protein binding. The coding region runs from base 80 to 1318 and encodes 412 amino acids.
GAAGAAGUCCUGCUUUUGAGACGCUUCGAAAUAAUCUCCUCCUCCUCCUCUUCUUCCUCCUCCCGCCCCACCCCUCGCCAUGUUCGAUACGGUCUGUACUCUACCCCUGUCGGCAGACCUGUUCUCCCAGGCUGUGCACCCCAAUGAGCCCGUCGUCUCCGUGGGUCUCUCUUCCGGCCAUGUGCAAACCUUCCGGCUGCCAUCGGACGAAGGCGACAGCGACAGCGACGGAGCGUCGACGUCCUCGUCGCGCAAUGGCCGCGGACACAUUGAUACGAUGUGGAGGACGAGACGGCACAAGGGCAGCUGUCGGUGCCUGACGUUCGGAGUGGAUGGACAAACGCUGUACUCUGCCGGCACGGACGGGUUGGUGAAAGCCGCGAACGCGGAGACCGGCAUGGUGGAAAAUAAGAUUGCGAUUCCUACCACGAAAGAUGGAUCUGUCGAUGCCCCCACGAUUGUCCACGCUCUCUCCCCUCAGACCCUUCUGCUAGCCACGGACUCGAGCGCCCUGCAUCUCUACGACCUGCGCAUUCCGUACUCAAAAGUCUCCGCCCGGCCGGAGCAGAGCCACCACCCCCACGAUGAUUACAUCUCCUCUCUCACGCCGCUCCCGGCAUCCGACACCAGCACUUCAGGAUACAGCAAACAAUGGGUGUCGACGGGCGGCACCACGCUGGCGGUGACGGAUCUCCGACGUGGCGUUAUGGUGCGCAGCGAAGACCAGGAGGAGGAAUUGACCAGCUCGGUGUACAUGGGCGGUCUGCCUUCGUCGGGGACCAGCCGUGGCGAGAAAGUGAUUGUGGGCGGCUCGAGUGGAGUGCUGACGCUCUGGGAAAAGGGCGCGUGGGACGAUCAGGACGAACGGAUCUACGUGCAGCGCGCCGCCGACGGAGGAGAGGCCUUGGAGACUCUCACUGUCAUCCCCGAGGAACUGGGCAAGGGCAAGAUGGUCGCCGUUGGUAUGGGCAGUGGAAAGGUGAAAUUUGUCAAGAUCGGUGCCAACCGGGUGGUGUCGGAAGUGAUGCACGACGAAACGGAGGGAGUGGUCGGUCUGGACUUCGAUGUCGAAGGUCGCAUGGUCAGCGGUGGAGGACAAAUCGUCAAGGUGUGGCAUGAGGCUGCCGGAUCGGUGAACGGAGCCCUGCACGGCAAACACAUGAUGGCCGAUAGUGAUGACAGCGACGACGGCGACGAUUCCGAUGAUAGCGAUAACGAGAGCAAGACUGACCAGUCGCGCCGGAAGCAGCGCAAGAAGAACAAGGGCAAAGAUCGCGGUGGCGCUCAGAACAUCAUGGCUUUCCAUGACCUUGACUAAAUCGAUCGGUUUGGCAAGUCGAAUAUCAUGUCCCAGGACAGAGAGGAGAUCAUGAAAAGAGCGUUAGAAAGCAUAUUGUGGGUAUACCCAUGAGGACGCAGUCCUGCUGUACAGCAUUUCCAAAAGUCAAUUGUUAUGCAUCAUGUCCGCCUACAUAUUUAAUGAUAAC